CCUCUCCCGCUUUCAAUCUCUCACUUUCUCAGAGCUCCCACUCUGUGACCUCCAUGGUUCCCCUGCAAAUUCACCACCUCACCCCAUCAUUCUUCAUUUCCCAAACUACCCCUCUCCACUCUUCUCUCCCUCUUCCUCACCUUAUCUCUCCCACCUCUCAAAGAACCAAAAUUUCUCUUAAACCCAACCCCUUUUCGUUUCCCCCAAUUUUACUAUCCAACCCCACCUUCAAAUUUCUUAGGGCAUCAGCAAGUCAAGCAUCAUCAUUUUCUACAAAUGAAGAAGAAAGCACUGAAAUUUCACCCGAGCUUGAAGACUUAUCGCCCGACGGCGUCGUUUAUAAGAAGACAUUAGCAUUGGUGGAGUGCUCCAUGUUUGCUGCACUUACUGGCUUGGUGUACUUCCUCAGCAAUUCUCUCGCAAUUGAGAAUUAUUUUGGAUGCUUCUUCUCGUUGCCAAUAGUGAUCACCUCAAUGAGAUGGGGCAUCGCUACUGGAAGAAAAACUAUGGUGGCAACAACUAUGCUAUUACUAGUUUUGUCUGGUCCAGUGAAAGCCUUAACUUAUCUGCUUAAGCAUGGUUUAGUUGGUUUCACAAUGGGAGGUUUAUGGAGGUCGGGAGCAAAUUGGGGUCUUUCAAUUCUCUUGUGCACAAUUGUUCGAUCACUGGGUGCUGUAGGCUAUGUUUUGAUAUCUUCAUUCUUGAUAAGUGAAAACAUACUUGCUUUGAUCACUAUAAACAUUCAUGCUUCUCUAACAUUCAUAUUCACUGCGUCGGGCAUCUAUACAGUCCCUUCGAUGGGAGUGAUAUAUGCCUUAUUUGGCACUCUGGUAUUGAUCAACAGUGGAUCCUUCAUGUUCUUGCUGCACCUAUUGUAUUCGGUGUUCCUUACCAGGCUUGGAAUGAAAUCAUCAUUGAGAUUGCCAAGAUGGCUAGAGAAGGCUAUAUGACUGCUUUCGUGGGAUUGAUAAAUUAACACUCUAUAGUACCAUAUAUUAUAGGUGGAAAGAAAAAUUCGUAACAAUGGUUUCAUGUUUUCAGGUGAGACCAUCUUUGAUCUUGUGUAAUCACAUUAGUCAUCAUUGUUCACGACUAAAUUCUUGCCAUGUAUAUCACAAACUACAAUUGAAUAUAGGCAAAUGUCGAUUUCCAU
Molecule: messenger RNA, 1153 nt
Organism: Prunus mume (Japanese apricot)
Lineage: Eukaryota; Viridiplantae; Streptophyta; Magnoliopsida; Rosales; Rosaceae
Source: RefSeq, a predicted model, not a curated record